UGCUCCACUGAUUCUGAUUCUCCCAUCCAAACUUGCUAAGCUAAAAUUGGUCAUUCAUCUUCAAUCUUCAACUAGCCAAAAUUGUGAAAAAUUUUAAUUAGUUACUAGGGAAAUUCAAAGAGUUAACAAGGAUAUUGAGAACAAGAAUGGGUUACAAGAAGAGCAAAGCAUUAUGGAUUUUUCUUCUGUUUGUUUCAGAAUUCUUGUUAGGGAUAACACUAGCUGCAGAGGAAUCUCAGAAGAAGAAUCUUGGGACGGUGAUUGGAAUUGAUCUUGGGACAACAUAUUCUUGUGUGGGAGUAUACAAAAAUGGAAAUGUUGAGAUUAUAGCUAAUGAUCAAGGAAACAGAAUUACGCCAUCAUGGGUUGCCUUCACUGAUACAGAGCGGUUGAUUGGAGAAGCUGCAAAGAAUCAGGCAGCCCUUAAUCCGGAAAGAACCAUUUUUGAUGUUAAAAGGCUGAUUGGAAGAAAGUUUGAUGAUCCAGAGGUUCAGAGAGAUAUGAAGAUGUUGCCUUAUAAGAUUGUAAACAAAGAUGGGAAGCCUUAUAUACAGGUGAAGAUCAAAGAUGGAGAGGUCAAGGUGUUUAGCCCUGAAGAAAUCAGUGCUAUGAUCUUGCAAAAAAUGAAGCAAACAGCGGAGUCAUAUUUGGGAAAAGAAAUCAGAAGUGCAGUCAUCACUGUUCCUGCUUACUUUAAUGAUGCUCAGAGGCAGGCUACCAAGGAUGCAGGGACUAUUGCAGGGCUUAAUGUUGCACGGAUAAUUAAUGAACCAACAGCAGCAGCAAUUGCCUACGGUCUUGAUAAGAAAUCGAAGGAGAUGAACAUUUUAGUUUUUGAUCUCGGUGGUGGUACAUUUGAUGUUAGCAUAUUGAGUCUUGACAAUGGAGUGUUUGAGGUUCUUGCCACUAGCGGAGAUACACAUUUGGGAGGAGAAGAUUUUGAUUAUAGGAUUAUGGACUAUUUUGUGAAGCUGAUCAAGAAGAAGUAUAACAAGGAUAUCAGCAAUGACAAAAAGGCUCUUGGGAAGCUGAGGAAGGAAUGUGAGAGAGCAAAGCGGGCCUUGAGCAGCCAGCAUCAAGUCCGUGUUGAGAUUGAGUCACUUUUUGGUGGUAUUGACUUCUCAGAACCACUCACAAGAGCCAGAUUUGAGGAAUUGAACAUGGAUUUGUUUAAAAAGACGAUGGGGCCAGUAAAGCAGGCCUUGAAGGAUGCAGGUUUGGAGAAGACUGACAUCCAUGAAAUUGUACUCGUUGGUGGGAGCACUAGGAUACCUAAGGUGCAGCAACUAUUGAAGGAUUUCUUUGAUGGGAAAGAACCGAGCAAAGGAAUCAAUCCAGAUGAAGCUGUAGCUUAUGGAGCAGCUGUUCAAGGUGGAAUACUUGGUGGUGAAGGUGGUGAAGAAACCAAGGGCAUUCUUUUACUAGAUGUGGCUCCGCUGAGCCUAGGUAUUGAGACUGUGGGAGGAGUGAUGACCAAAUUGAUUCCAAGAAACUCUGUCAUUCCAACCAAGAAAUCUCAGAUUUUUACAACCUAUCAAGACCAGCAAACUACAGUGACUAUCAAGGUUUUUGAAGGUGAAAGGAGCUUAACAAAGGAUUGUCGUGAAUUGGGGAGGUUUGAGUUGUCUGGCAUUCCUCCGGCCCCAAGGGGAGUGCCUCAAAUUGAGGUCACUUUUGAGCUAGAUGCAAAUGGCAUACUAAACGUCAGAGCUGAGGACAAGGCAGCAAAGAAGGCGCAAUCUAUUACCAUCACCAAUGACAAGGGGCGACUUAGUCAGGAGGAGAUUGAGCGGAUGGUAAAGGAGGCUGAGGAGUUUGCUGAGGAGGAUAAAAAGGUCAGCGAGAGGAUUGAUGCAAGAAACAAGCUUGAAACAUACAUUUACAAUAUGAAGAGCACCAUUAAUGACAAAGACAAACUUGCGGCCAAGAUUGAUUCUGAUGACAAAACAAAGAUUGAGAGUGCCCUGAAGGAUGCAUUGGAAUGGUUAGAUGAUAACCAAAAUGCUGACAAGGACGAUUAUGAUGAGAAAAUGAAAGAGGUGGAAGCUGUGUGUAAUCCUGUUAUAAAGAUGGCAUACGAAAAGAGCAGUGGGAGCUCUUCUGAAUCUGCAGAAGACGAACCUUACGACGAGUUGUAGAGUAUCUCGGAGUUUAGUUCUUCAUAGUCCUUGACAUUUUUUUCUUUUCUCUGCCGAAUCUUGUAAAUGCCAGAGAUUUGGCUUGUAUAAUUAUUCUCAUUGGAUCAUGAUAUGAUCCUAUAUUGUUCUUGGUGUUUGAAAUUCAAGAGCCCGCAUCCUUAAUAUAUUUUCUUU
Coffea eugenioides is the source of this 2312-nucleotide messenger RNA. RefSeq names its product luminal-binding protein 5-like. Bases 147 to 2138 code for a protein of 663 amino acids. Gene Ontology annotation, biological process: protein refolding; cellular response to unfolded protein; endoplasmic reticulum unfolded protein response. The record is from RefSeq and is a predicted model, not a curated record. Gene Ontology annotation, molecular function: heat shock protein binding; ATP hydrolysis activity; misfolded protein binding. The transcript has 7 exons. Gene Ontology annotation, cellular component: cytoplasm; endoplasmic reticulum chaperone complex; membrane. Lineage: Eukaryota; Viridiplantae; Streptophyta; Magnoliopsida; Gentianales; Rubiaceae.